AUGAAAGAUGGGAUUUAUGGUGAAGCUUUGCUGGAAGAGUCUCAUGUUCUCCUAAGAAAUGUGUUCCACACUCAACAUUUUUUCCUUAACUUACUAUUCACGUGGUUUGCUGUCUUUAUUUUAUGUACUCUGUACCUCAAUUUUUCAUUAUUGACUGUACGUCAGCUCCCACCAGCACUCAACUGGACUGAAAUUGCUUUUACUGGUGUAUAUACUGCUGAAAUGUUGAUAAAAAUACUAGCAAGAGGAUUUGUUUGGAAUGAAUUUACCUUCCUUCGAGAUCCGUGGAACUGCUUGGAUCUGUCUGUUACUAUUGUAAUGUACGUUGCUACAUUUAUAGAUAUAGGCGAUGUUUCACUUUUUGCAUCUGUCAGAGUACUGAGGACUUUGAAAGCCGUUUCAGUAAUACCAGGUUUGAAAAUCCUGGUAAAUUCAAUUGUUGAAUCUGUUAAGAAACUUGCUGACGUGAUGAUCUUGACUGUAUUUUGCUUGAGUAUAUUUGCCCUAGUAGGCCUCCAGCUUUUUAUGGGCAAUUUAAGAUUCAAAUGUGUCCUCAAGAAUACUGUGUACAAUGACUCAUUACGUAAGGAUCCCAAGAUCUAUACUAUCCGUACAUCUGGAGUGACCUCCUUUUUCUUUUUUGUGGUAUUCAUCCUUCUCUGCUCAUUUUAUCUCUUCAAUCUGAUCUUGGCUGUGGUAACUAUGGCAUAUGAAGAGCAAAACAGAGCUGAAAAAGAGGCCAAGAAAAAACUACUUCAGGAAGCCCAAGAAAUUCUAGAGAAAGAACAGGAGUUGGCUGCAGCAGAAAGCAGUAAGGCCUUGCAGGUUGGGUCUGAAAUGCCAGUUGAUGACUUGAAAAACUCGAAAGGAAAUGAGAGUAAUAGAGAAACACCUGUUUUAAGACAAAAUGUAAUUUUAGAUGAUCAGGAGAAAGAGGAACAAAUAUUUAAUUCACAGCCUGGUCACUGCUACAAGAAGCUUAGGAAGAUCCUGCUGUCCUAUGAUGUAUCAGUGGACUCUAUUAAUGAUCCUUUCCGAAGACAGAGGUUAAUGAGUGCAGCUGCUAUUCUUACAGACUUUUCAGAGUCAAAAGUGAAAUGUCCUGCAUUGUGGAAACGUUUUGCUCCAAAGUGUCUAGUUUGGAAUUGUUGUCCAUUCUGGAGAGCAGUCAAAGAGAAGGUGAAAUUGGUGAUUUUGGAUCCGUUUGUUGAACUGUUUAUCACAGUUUGCAUUAUCUUGAACACUUUAUUCAUGGCUAUGGAGCACCCUGGCAUGUUGCCAGAAACCAGAAAAAUGAUUGCUAUAAGUGACGAGGUCUUCACCCUGAUUUUUACACUAGAAAUGAUCUUGAAAAUCAUUGCUCUAGAUCCUUACUACUAUUUUCAGAACAAGUGGAAUGUUUUUGAUAGCUUGGUUGUUUUGAUUGGCCUACUGAGCUUUGGAACCAAUCUGUCACCUUUCCGGGUGGUAAUGAUUUCUUUGCUAUCUUUUAAAAGCACGUGUUUUAUCAGGAUCUUCAAACUGGCAAAGUAUUGGCCAACCUUAAAUACUCUUGUGAAAAUAAUUCUAGACUCAUCUAGUGCUGUGACUAAGUUCUCUGUGGUUUUGGGUUUCACUGUAUUUAUUUUUGCUGUACUAGGAAUGCAUCUUCUUGGCAGUGAUUAUGAAAAAAAAUUCCAUAAAAUAAGCACCAGUAAGGAUUUACGCUGGCAUAUGAAGGAUUUCAAUCAUUCAGUCCUGAGUAUACUCCGAAUAUUAUGUGGAGAAUGGAUUGAAAUGAUGUGGGAAUGUAUGGAAGUGGCUGGAAAACAGAAAUGUAUUACCUUUUUCUUGCUAGUCCUGGUGAUAGGAAACCUGGUGGUGCUCAACUUGUUCAUUGCCCUGCUGCUGAGUUUGUUGGAUACUCACAGCUCAGGAGGACAAGAGGAACCUGGAGAAAGGACUAAAUGUCAGAUUGCCCUUGCACAGAUUCACCAGGGCCUGAAGUCUUUGAAAGACAGAAUUCUGGAUCCUUGUGGCAAAAAAAUGAAAGGAAGCCUCAGAAAAACAGACAAAAAGAAGACUUUGGAAGAAAUUUCUGGCAAAAACAUAGAGGAUAAUAAUUAUGCCAUGACAGAUGUCAGAAAAUACAUAGACAACAAUUGCUUUGACACAGAAUGUUACCAUAAUGAAGAGAAUUCCUCAAUAUCAAGGAAAUAUAAAGAUCUUUCCAGCAGUCACAGUACCUGUGUUCCCAUUGAAGCAGCAGAGAGUUACAGUGACAAAAGUGAUGAUGAGCACAUUGUAUUCACAGAAACAGAACACAGAAAACAGGGAGACAGAUUACGACACAGAGAACAGCGGCAGAGUUCAAGCAGCUUCAGUCAGAUUUCUGAGACUCAUGAAACCAUAAAUGUUUUCACAGUAACACAUGAAAAGCAAGAGCAAAAAGAGAAAUGUGGUGCUGCUCACAGCUUUUCUGAAGCCAGCAGUGUGGAUGCAGCUGUUGUUCUGGAGAUGUUUUCCCAGACUAAAAACUCACACCUGCCUAAGGACUGUUUUGGAGAAAGUUGUGGUAAAUGUGUCCCAUGUUGUGUAGUGGAUAUCACUAAGUUUCCAGGCAGAAGUUGGUGGAACUUCAGGAAAACCUGCUACAGAAUUGUUAACCACAGCGGGUUUGAAUAUUUUAUGAUUUUUGUGAUAGUAUUGAGCAGUGCAGCACUGGCAUUUGAAGAUAUUCACUUGCAGAAUAGAAAAACAGUGAAAAGCAUCCUAGAUUAUGCUGACAAAGUAUUUACCUACAUCUUUUUGAUGGAGAUGCUUCUGAAAUGGGUAGCUUAUGGAUUGCACAAUUACUUCACAAAUUCCUGGUAUUUGCUUGACUUUGUCAUUGUAUGUCUGUCAUUUGUUUCCUGGGGACUAAGUCAUGAUCCCAAAGAUGUAUCACCUUGUUCCUCUGGGAGUGGCCUGAAAUCUCUCAGGACUCUUAAAGCAUUGAGGCCUCUACGAGCUUUGUCAAGAUUUGAAGGGAUAAAGGUUCUUGUCAAUGCACUCCUCGGAGCUAUCCCCUCAAUCUUCAAUGUUUUGCUCGUCUGUGUUGUCUUUUGGCUCCUGUUUAACAUUCUAGGAGUAAAAUUGCUUGGGAAAAGAUUUUCAAAAUGCAUACUCCAGGAAGGAGAUAUCAGUCUCAUUAAUGACAAAAGUGAUUGUGAGUCCUAUGGUGGAAAAUGGACAAAUUCUCCUGUAAACUUUGAUAAUGUUGGGAUGGGAUACUUGGCUCUGCUCCAAGUGGCAACUUUUAAAGGUUGGAUGGAUAUUAUGUAUGCAGCAGUGGAUUCACGUGAGAUCGAUGAACAGCCAAAGUUUGAAGCAAACUUACAAAUGUACAUAUACUUAGCGUAUUUCAUUGUUUUGGGAUCUUUCUACAUGCUGAAUCUUUUUAUUGGAGUGGUUAUCAGCAAUUUUAACCAACAAAGGAAAAAGAUAAGUGGAAAAGAUCUAUUUUUGACUGAGGAACAGGAAAAGUACUAUAAUGCCCUAAAAAAACUUGGAUCCAAGAAACCUCAAAAACCCAUCCCAAGACCAUUGAAUGCGUUCCUGGGAUUGCUGUUUGAUAUCGUAAUGCACAAAGCAUUUGACAUCAUCAUCAUGAUUUUCAUCUGCCUAAAUGUGGUUGUUAUGAUGGCAGAAAAUAACCAGGAAGGCACCAAGGAAGUUCUUAAUAAAAUCAACUAUUUUUUUGUGGCUUUAUUUACAGCAGAAUGUGUCAUAAAAAUACUGGCCUUAAGACAGCAUUACUUCAAAAGCAUCUGGAACUUGUUUGAUCUUAGUGUUGUGGUCCUUUCAAUAGUUAGUAUUGGAGUUUCUGAAGCCUUUCAAAAACUCAUCUCUCCUACACUUUUGAGAACUAUUCGUUUGGUGCGAAUUGGCCGAAUCCUGAGAUUGGUUCGAAAAGCGAGAGGACUUCAAACCCUUCUCUUUGCAUUACUGAUGUCUCUUCCUGCACUGGUCAACAUUAGCCUUUUGCUUUUCCUAAUUAUGUUUAUUUAUGCCAUUGUGGGCAUGGCAAACUUUGCCUGUCUUCCCUGGGAAGGUGGGAUUGAUAACAUUUUCAACUUUCAAACCUUUUCUGGUAGCAUUCUCUGUCUCUUCCAAAUUACAACGUCAGCUGGCUGGGAUACUCUUCUGGCCCCUUUGUUAAGUGAAUCUGGUACAUGUGCUCCCAACUUAAAUUUAACAGAGACAGAUAAAACUACUUGCAAAAAUAGACCAUUUGGUAUUUUUUAUUUUGUAAGCUAUGUCAUUAUAUCAUUUCUCAUUGUUGUAAAUAUGUACACAGCUGUCAUUUUAGAGAACUUCAGUGUUGCCACUGAAGAAAGCACAGAUCCUCUUUGUGAGGAGGACUUUGAUAUGUUUUAUGAGACCUGGGGAAAAUUUGAUCCUCUGGCAACACAGUUUAUUGACUAUUCUGCUCUUUCAGACUUUGCAGAUGCUCUGGCAGAACCCUUGCGCAUUCCAAAGCCCAAUAACAUCCAGCUCAUAUCCAUGGACCUCCCUCUAGUGAGUGGAGAUAAGAUCCACUGCUUGGAUAUCUUGCUUGCUUUCAGUAAACGUGUCUUGGGAGAAUGUGGAGAUUUUGAUACGCUUAAGUUACUGAUUGAAGAAAAAUUCGCGGUUGUCAGUCCAUCUAAAAGUUCUCACAGGCCAAUUUCUUCUACAUUUAAAAGAAAACAAGAGGAGGUAUCAGCAGUUAUUAUCCAAAAGGCCUUCAGGAGGUAUUUGAUACAGCGUUCUUUCAAAAAUACGUCUUUAUUAUGCCGUCACAGACAGAACAGUGCUGUCUUUGGAGAAGAAAUGCAGGAGAAGCAAAAGAUUAUUGUAUCAAUACUUAAUGAAAGUAGUGGCAGGAAGAUACAUAAAUCACGGCCUGUUUCUUCCACAUCUCUCCCUUGACUUUAUGUUGCUUUUGCUGAAACAAAUAAGCUGGACAUAUAAGGUUACCCCAGGCUGCAGCAUUUUUGACAUUUAAAGCAAAGUCACUGAUUUUCAGAUGGAGACAAUAUGUGAAUCCCAGAGUAUAAUACUCUGAAUUUAGAAUAAUGGUGGCAGCCUUCCAGUAUUGGGAUUGUUCAAAUUUUCAAAUUCUCCUUAAAAUGAUUAAGAUCUGAACAACUAUGUCAUAAAUAUUGGAGGAUAAUCAAACCUUGGAUUUUUUUCCCAGUUAGUGGAGUAGGUGGGUUAAUUUUUUCACCUGCUAGUUUUGUCCUAGUUCAUGUGUUUACAGAAGAAAUCCAUAAAAGGUCGGUUGUAAGCACAGAUUUAUAAACACACAAGGCUCUAGAAUAAUGUAUAUCUCUUUAGAGAUAACCAAUAUUUCCAACUAGGCUUUAUUGUCGCAAAAUGAACUAAUUACUGCACUUCUGUAACAGAGCUCAUUCAGGAAACUCGAGUAUAAUCAGCCUCUGACUUUGAUGGUUUUGGGACCAUCCUCCUCCUAGCAUGUUUGGGUGGAUUUGUUUAUGCUUAAGUAUUUUAGAGAUGUCUUUAUAUGUGCACCUAAAUGGAUUUAGCAGAUCAUCCUCAGUUGCCUGUGCAUAAAAGCUGUAUAUAAUUUGUUCUUUGUAUCAUUCAGUGUAUGAAAAUUGUCAUAAUCCUAGUUACCAAAAUCAAAGGAUGUUAUACAAGGGGUAUUGCUUCCAGAAAAUCUUGAGAAUCAUUGUACAUAAAUUUUCAUCAUCAUCCAAAUGUCAUAGAAAGCAUUACUUAGUAUUCUGAAAAGGAGUUCAUGGUAUAUCUUAUGAGACAAAAUUUAAUAAAAGCUAGGGGAAGCAUUUAUUUGAUUGAUUCUGAAAAAAAUGCAUGAACAAUGUGUAAUAAUAUUUUAGUGAUUCUUUUGCAGUUUAGGUUAUUCAGAUGAAGUGUCAUGGUGGAUUCAGGACCACUAAUAAAAUGCUACUGUUUUAGAUUCUUCAAUAAAGAGUUCAAAUGCUUAA
This is a messenger RNA of Pseudopipra pipra, 5972 nucleotides long. Its product is annotated as sodium channel protein type 5 subunit alpha-like. The transcript has 23 exons. Bases 1 to 4932 code for a protein of 1643 amino acids. Gene Ontology annotation, molecular function: voltage-gated sodium channel activity; protein binding. The record is from RefSeq and is a predicted model, not a curated record. Gene Ontology annotation, cellular component: axon; plasma membrane; voltage-gated sodium channel complex. Lineage: Eukaryota; Metazoa; Chordata; Aves; Passeriformes; Pipridae. Gene Ontology annotation, biological process: sodium ion transmembrane transport; neuronal action potential; membrane depolarization during action potential.